Molecule: messenger RNA, 801 nt
Organism: Leptinotarsa decemlineata (Colorado potato beetle)
Lineage: Eukaryota; Metazoa; Arthropoda; Insecta; Coleoptera; Chrysomelidae
Source: RefSeq, a predicted model, not a curated record
UGAGCCAUGUUCAUUUUCAGAAAGUCAUUGUGUUUAUGAGGUUUUUACAUCUUCAACGUCACAGGAAAUUUCGGUUUUACUCUACUACGAAUUGUUUGGGUUAACAUCUUCUGAAAGAUAAAUGCUGAUAAUAAAUAUGGAAGAAUUUGGUUGUUUCUCUCAGUUGCUCAUCGAAUCUCGUUGGUAGUUGAUGAAAGUGUUGUUUGUUGAGUUAAUUGCAUCAUCAAUUGUUAUAAUGAAAUCUGUGGUACUUCUCUGCACCAUCCUUGCUGCAGUCUCAGCACAAAGACCCUCCUUCGCAGGAUCGCGGCCUAUUGGAGUACCAGAUGUAGCUUCUAGAUUCAAAGACACGGAAAGCUCUGGCUCAGCAGGUACCCAAUUACCGAAUAGAUUCAACACAGGCGCUGAAACCACAUCGUCAAGCCUACCGAUAGAGCGACAAUGGCAACAGUAUUGGCCUAGAGAGAACCAGCCUUUUUCUGUGGUCAAUGAAGAACACAUCAGAAGGCAGCUAUAUCCCACUGGAGCGAAGAGAAUCAGUGCCCAGGAUGUAUCUACAAACUCUUUGGGACAGAACCCUACCGUUAAUAACAGAGGAUCUUUCAAUGUAGCCAAUGAAGACUCUCCAGACAAGUUCACAGUUUUUAAGAAUAACCAGUUGGUGACUUAUGUUCAUGACCCAUUAUCUGACACCUGGUAUUCUAGGAAGAACUGAUUUGAGUUGUGGUUUAGAGCGAUGGAAAAGACAAGUCUGCUUAUUUAUACGAUUAUUUCAAUAAAGUUGAGUAUUUUGUUGUUUUA